Neoarthrinium moseri is the source of this 972-nucleotide messenger RNA. RefSeq lists its product as uncharacterized. Lineage: Eukaryota; Fungi; Ascomycota; Sordariomycetes; Amphisphaeriales; Apiosporaceae. The coding region runs from base 1 to 972 and encodes 323 amino acids. The transcript has 2 exons. The record is from RefSeq and is a predicted model, not a curated record.
AUGGCUGAAGCUGCCGGCUUAGCAGUGGGAACAAUAGCCUUGGCAAGCCUAUUUCAAACAUGCGUCGACAUUCUAGACUACAUCGAAGAUGCGAGGAAUAUAGAGAGCGAUCGAGACCGAGGAGAUACCAGACUAGGGUUGCUCAAGAUCAGGCUGAAGCAAUGGGGGGAUAAGCUGCAGGUCGCGAACCCCGGUUAUGAAGAUGGAGGGUUGAUUGACCAUUGGGAUGGAGAGAGUGGCACGAUAAGCAAGAGUUUACUGGGCAUCAAAGGAAUCCUGGAGCAGGCAUCUUAUCUGAGCCACAAAUAUGCACCAUAUAAGAUGGCUAUCAGCGCGUGGCCCUGCGACUCAAACCUUUGCCGCAAGGCAACCGAGACAGAAAACCAAGACGUACGGCGCAAAACGGCCUACCAGAAGUUUCUUUAUUUGAAGCAACGAACUACUUGGGCAUUACGAGACAAGAGAAGAUUCAACGCUUCUUUAGUCGAGCUCGAUUUCUUCAUUACCAAUUUAGAAAUAGUAACAAGCCGGCUGUUGGCUCUUGAGAAGCUUGACUGGGAGAGUCUUACUAUCAAUGAAACAGACUUCACAAUGAGCAACGUACACACUUUGAAGGAUUUCACCACGGGUAGCCCAACGCCGCCAGUGGCUGAAAGCUCUCUUGGUAAAAUUCUCGAUAAUCGCGGCCCACCCCGGCCUGCUGUCGUCAAGUUGGCAGCAGACAAGAUAUCUGAGCCAACAAGAACAAAGGAUGGCCAUAAGUUUACAAAUAUGAUCUCAAAGGAUACAGCAAUGCAGGUAGAGGGUGACCAUGGAAACGCAGACCCUAACGCUAAGCGUCACGAGUAUCAAGGCCACAAAGCUGAGGAUGGCAGCACUCAGAUUAUGGGAAACUUGGAUCGAAUAGCUUCGGACAAUAUGUUCGGACUGCUGCAGCAACGUGUCGCUUCGAACAGCAAGCCACAGAAAUGA